CGAGUAAAUCAACAUGACAAAAUAAGCAAAAAAAACAAUUACAAACCCAUUGUUGACGUUCUCCUCUAGGAAAGAAAAAACUAUGAUUUGACGCAUUAACGUAUGAGCUGUCAGUCAGUGCGAGUUUGGGGGGAGGUAAACAAGAUGGCGACAACCUGAGUGGCAAGAGUAGCACGAAGAGUCAGAAAAUUUAACUGAUACCUUGCCAGACCUUAUCAAAACAUUUCUUUCACCACGGACCGCAACACGAGGAGGAAUUGCAACCUGCAACGAAAACGGGAUUCACGAGGAUUUAGGCACCGGGCUGUAGGGACCGUUGUGGCAUGGAGGACACUUGAGGACGGCUUGACACAUCGGCUGGUUCAGUCAGUCGCCUCCCAGGAGCCGGGCUGACACCACAGAUUCGACUGAUACUGCUGCAUACUGUUUGGCUGUAGACCUGCGCUUGGAUUCAGUCCAGCCGUGCACGUAUAUGUGUCGCGAGGAAAACUAUACUAUGCACCAUGAAGCUUCGAUAGAUUUGCUGUCCUGCACAGCCUUGAAGAAAGACGUUUCUCCUCUUUCUAAAGCUGCAUUCAUAUAGAGGAGGGUGACAACAAGAAGAGAAGAAUUACAUUUUAGACUUACUAUCUUCCUCACUCGUGUUCAACUGCACUAUUAGUACAUGAUGUGUAGUGUAAAGCACUAACUCAACAGGACCUGACUCAUCUCUGUCUGCACCGCACAGUCCUAAUGUUUACAAAUUGGGAUUGAUCCCCCACCUCCCCCCUUAACUCUCAGGCAUGACCGCCCCCUCUUUCAUGUUAAGUAUUUUGUAAUUGGUCUGCAUUCCAUCAUUUGGAAUCAAAACACUCACUAACUGAAAGGUUGCUGCUGGAUUACUCUCCAGCAGCAGUCAUAGCUAUUUGCAAAAAAAUUUAAUCUGUAGCUGUUGAACUGUCAAUCAUGAGUGCCGGGGAGCUGCAUCAUCUUGACUAUCUAAAUGAAAAUGAACUGAUGGAGAUGGAUACUUUUAUUCACCGCAUUGACUCUACAGAGGUGAUCUACCAACCACGGCGGAAGCGGGCAAAACUGAUAGGAAAAUACUUGAUGGGGGAUCUGCUAGGGGAGGGAUCUUAUGGCAAAGUCAAAGAGAUGCUGGACUCAGAGACACUUUGUCGCAGGGCUGUCAAGAUACUGAAGAAGAAGAAGUUGAGGAGGAUCCCUAAUGGAGAAGCCAAUGUGAAAAAGGAGAUUCAGCUGCUAAGAAGACUCCUACACAAGAAUGUCAUUCAGUUGGUGGAUGUCCUCUACAAUGAAGAGAAACAGAAAAUGUAUAUGGUGAUGGAGUAUUGCGUAUGUGGGAUGCAAGAAAUGCUGGACAGCGUCCCAGAGAAAAGGUUUCCAGUAUUUCAAGCUCACGGGUACUUUUGCCAACUCUUAGAUGGCCUUGAAUAUUUGCACAGCCAGGGAAUAGUUCACAAAGACAUUAAACCAGGGAAUCUGCUGCUGACCACAGACGGGGCACUUAAAAUCUCCGACCUGGGAGUGGCAGAGGCCCUUCACCCAUUUGCAGAGGAUGACACUUGUCGCACCAGUCAAGGCUCUCCGGCCUUUCAGCCUCCAGAGAUUGCUAAUGGACUGGACACCUUUUCAGGGUUUAAAGUAGACAUUUGGUCUGCUGGUAUAACACUAUAUAAUAUCACGACGGGUCUGUAUCCAUUUGAGGGGGACAACAUCUAUAAGCUAUUUGAAAACAUUGGAAAAGGAGACUUCACUAUUCCCGAGGAGUGUGGACCACUCCUGUCGGACCUGCUCCAAGGAAUGCUUGAGUACGAUCCUAUGAAGAGGUUUUCCAUACAGAACAUAAGGCAACACAACUGGGUGCGGAAGAAACAUCCUCCGUCUGAGCCUCCCGUGCCCUUCCCUGCCAGCUCAGAGAGCAGGGACCCUUGGCGGAGUAUGACAGUGGUGCCCUACCUGGAGGACCUACACGGUUACACAGAGGAGGAUGAUGAUGAGCUCUAUGACGGAGAGGAUGAGAUCAUAUACACUCAGGACUUCACAGUGCCAGGACAAGUGAACGAGGAGCAUCGGGAUCAGGGGAACGCAGAUCACAGUCCAGCUGUAGCCAAACCGGUCUGUGUGAACGGGACAGAGGGGGUUUCUCUGAACAGCAAGGCCAAAGCCGAGCGCCGUUCCUCUUCGUCAUCCAACCCCUCGCGCAAAGGAGUCUCCACAGCCAGCAAGAUCCGCAAGCUGUCCACCUGCAAACAGCAAUGACCCCUCCCUCCACUUC
Solea solea (common sole) is the source of this 2278-nucleotide messenger RNA. It is a transcript of the gene stk11, whose product is annotated as serine/threonine kinase 11. Gene Ontology annotation, molecular function: protein kinase activator activity; ATP binding; protein serine/threonine kinase activity. The coding region runs from base 946 to 2262 and encodes 438 amino acids. The transcript has 10 exons. The record is from RefSeq and is a predicted model, not a curated record. Gene Ontology annotation, biological process: regulation of cell growth; DNA damage response; establishment of cell polarity. Lineage: Eukaryota; Metazoa; Chordata; Actinopteri; Pleuronectiformes; Soleidae. Gene Ontology annotation, cellular component: nucleus; cytoplasm.